AUGCGUGUCUUCCCGUGGGGAUUUUGGCUGCUGUGUGUCGCCUCCGCCCCGGCUCGCGGUGACAGCGGCAGCAAGGCGAGGAGCUGCGCCGAGGUCCGGCAGCUGUAUGGAGCCAAGGGCUUCAGCCUCAGCGGCGUGCCCCAGGCCGAGAUCUCCGGGGAGCACCUGCGAAUCUGUCCACAAGGCUACACCUGCUGCACCAGUGAGAUGGAGGAGAACUUUGCAAACAAAAGUCGAAGUGAAUUUGAAGCCAUGAUGAAAGAGGCUGGUCGCUCUGUGCAGGCAACCCUAACAGCACAGCACAGAAGCUUUGACAGUUAUUUCCAGGAUUUGUUGAACAAGUCAGAAAAGGCCCUUUACGAUGCCUUUCCAAGCAUGUACGGAGAAUUGUACACUCAAAAUGUGAAGGUGUUCAAGGACUUGUACAGCGAGCUGCGCCGCUACUACCGCAGCUCCAACAUCAACUUGGAAGAGGCCCUCAAUGAGUUCUGGACACGGCUGCUGGAGAGGCUCUUCAAGGUGCUGAACCCCCAGUACCACAUCACAGACGAGUACCUGGACUGCAUGGUCAAACACGCCGAGCAGCACAAACCCUUCGGGGAGGUGCCCAGGGACCUGAAGGUGAAGGCAACCCGAGCCUUCAUCGCGGCGCGCUCCUACGCACAGGGCUUCCUGGUGGGCAGUGACGUGGUCAAAAAGGUGUCUCAGGUGUCCCUGAGCCAUGAGUGCACCCGUGCCAUCAUGAAGCUGAUGUACUGCCCGCACUGCCGGGGCAUGUCCAGCAUGAAGCCGUGCAACAACUACUGCCUGAACGUGGUCAAGGGCUGCCUGGCCAACCAGGCUGACCUCAACACCGAGUGGAAGUACCUGAUGGAUUCCCUGAUCGGGGUGGCCGAUCGGAUCGACGGCCCCUACAACGUGGACACUGUGAUUGGCACCAUCCACAUGAGGAUCGCUGAAGCCAUCUCUAACUUGCAAGAAAACAAAGAUACAAUCACGAGCAAGGUAUUCCAAGGCUGUGGAAAUCCCAAAAUCGGCACAAAAGGCUCCAGUAGUGAAGACAAGAAGAGACGGGGGAAGGUGACAUUGGAAGCCAAAUCCUCUGCACAAGCACUGGAGAUGCUGGUUUUAGAUGCCAAAGGGAAUCUGACAGCUCUCAAGACAUACUGGAUCACCCUGCCCAGCAGCCUGUGCAGCAAAAAAGUAAUGUCCAGCUCAGCAUCAGAUGACAAAUGUUGGAACGGGAUGACCAAGGGCAGUUACCUGCCUGAAGUGAUGGGGGAUGGCUUGGCUAACCAGAUUAACAACCCAGAGGUGGAGGUGGACAUCACCAAGCCAGAUAUGACCAUUCGCCAGCAAAUCAUGCAGCUGAAGAUCAUGACAAACCGCCUGGGCAACGCUAACAUCGGCAACGACGUGGAUUUCCAAGACACAAGUGACGACAUGAGCGGCUCCGGGAGUGGGGACAGCUGUCCUGAUGACGUCUGUGGCAAAAGACUUUCUAAGAGCCCCAGCACCAGGCAGCCAGAAACACACGCUAUUCCUAAGCAGUCUGGACACGGCAUCAAUGGGGCCAGCAGCAGAUCUUUGCCUUCUGCCUCCCUCCUCCUCCUCCUCUCGGUGGCUGUCACUGCCGCGCUGCACUUGUGGCGGUAACUCACUGGCACGGCCAGGAAACAUUGACUGUGGCUGAGGGCUUCACUUUGCCAAAACCAACCAACCAACCAACCAACCAACCAAAGGACAUAUUUAAUUCACCUUGGCAAAAAAAAAAAAAAAGAAAAAAGAAAAAAGAAAAAAAAAACAAGAAAAGGGAGGAGAAAAAGAUUUUCGAAAGGUUUCAGUUGUUUGCUAUUUCUGGCAGUGCUCGAGCUGUUUUCUUCUUUCUUGGUCUUUCCCCAAAGCUGGGCCCUUCUUUCCAUACCUCAUUGUUUUACUUUUGUUAUUGCCACAAACUGGCUCUUGGGGCUGAAACAAGCCUUUGCAGAGGGCUCCAGGGGAACUCGGCCGAGCCCUCCGAGGGCAGCUGUGCUGCUGCUGCCAGUGGAAUAUGCAACCACCCUGCCCCUGUUCCCAGUGCCGGAGCUGCCGCGGGCAGCGCCCGCUCCCGACGCGGAGACACCGGGAUCCUCGCGCGGCCCACCCGCUGCAUCCAGGGGCUCUUGGGUUCUUCCUCUGUGCUUCCUAGCUGGG
Messenger RNA from Cinclus cinclus, 2193 nucleotides. It is a transcript of the gene GPC1, whose product is annotated as glypican 1. Gene Ontology annotation, molecular function: fibroblast growth factor binding. Gene Ontology annotation, biological process: negative regulation of fibroblast growth factor receptor signaling pathway; regulation of protein localization to membrane; cell migration. Gene Ontology annotation, cellular component: synapse; plasma membrane; extracellular region. The transcript has 9 exons. NCBI's taxonomy places the organism in Eukaryota, Metazoa, Chordata, Aves, Passeriformes, Cinclidae. The record is from RefSeq and is a predicted model, not a curated record. Bases 1 to 1656 code for a protein of 551 amino acids.